Lontra canadensis (Northern American river otter) is the source of this 572-nucleotide messenger RNA. RefSeq names its product lens intrinsic membrane protein 2 (gene LIM2). The record is from RefSeq and is a predicted model, not a curated record. The coding region runs from base 1 to 522 and encodes 173 amino acids. Gene Ontology annotation, molecular function: structural constituent of eye lens. Gene Ontology annotation, cellular component: plasma membrane. Lineage: Eukaryota; Metazoa; Chordata; Mammalia; Carnivora; Mustelidae. The transcript has 4 exons.
AUGUACAGCUUCAUGGGUGGCGGCCUCUUCUGUGCCUGGGUGGGGACCAUCCUCCUGGUGGUGGCCACAGCCACAGACCACUGGAUGCAGUACCGGCUGUCGGGGUCCUUCGCCCACCAGGGCCUGUGGCGAUAUUGCCUGGGGAACAAGUGCUACCUGCAGACAGAGAGCAUCGCUUAUUGGAAUGCCACCCGGGCCUUCAUGAUCCUGUCCUCCCUGUGCGCCACCUCGGGCAUCAUCAUGGGCAUCCUGGCCUUCGCUCAGCAGCCCACCUUCACCCGCCUCUCCCGGCCCUUCUCUGCCAGCAUCAUGUUUUUCGCCUCCACCUUCUUUGUUCUGUUGGCCUUGGCCAUUUACACUGGAGUCACUGUCAGCUUCCUUGGUCGCCGAUUUGGGGACUGGCGCUUUUCCUGGUCUUACAUCCUGGGCUGGGUGGCCUUGCUCAUGGCCUUCUUCGCAGGGAUUUUCUACAUGUGUGCCUACCGGAUGCAUGAAUGUCGGCGCCUGUCUGCUCCCCGCUGAGCCCAAUGUACCCCCAACUUCAUCUGGAGGUUAAAUGGGGCCACAGAAAA